UGCGCGGACGGUAAGCGGUGUGCUAGUGUGUGAGAUUUUGUGAUCGUGUGCCGGUGAGGUGUGUUCUUCUUGGUUGUGCCCAAGCGUGCUACCAGCGACUUGUUCCUGCCCGAAGAACGGGGCCGGACGGAGUCAAGUAACCCGACCGCCGUCGAUCGGUUCGAUUUGUUCACCUCGCGUGUCCCAUCGCGUCAUCGAACACCAAUAUCGCUCACGAACGCCAUUCCCGCAUCGGACAGAUCGCCCGAGUGCAAUGACCGCGUGAGCACGGCACACGCCGGACGGAUUCGAUAGCGCGCGCAAAAGACACACAGCCGACGGACGAAUAUCCGUAACGAUCAUAUCAUUAUCACCAUGCCGGCCGAGGAUGCGCCCAGGGCCCUUGCCCGGUUCCGGCCGAAGUCGGCGCUAGCUGCGGCGGCGCUGCUGAUGGUGCUGUUGGUGACCACGUCCAAGAUCGUCUCCGCCUCAGAUGGUGGCGGUGGUGGUAUCAAACCUGUUUAUCCGCAAAUAUUCAACCUGGCGUCCCGGGCCGUUGUGACAGCGAACGCGACCUGUGGCGAGACGGAAAAAGGACCGGAAGUGUAUUGCAAGUUUGGCUCAGCGGGACAGCAGUGCGGCGUUUGCGAUGCCCGGUCUGGUGACCCGGCCAAGACGCACGGCCCAGCUUACGCGGUGGACAACGCCACGGCUGGCACGUGGUGGCAGAGCCCGUCUCUGCACAACGGUGACCGGUACCAGUACGUGACGUUCACGAUCGACUUGAAACAGAUUUAUCAAGUGUCGUACAUUAUUAUGAAAUUUGGUAUUUCGUCAAGACCCGGCAAUUGGAUUCUAGAGAGGUCAACAGACGGUGGUAUAAAAUACAAACCAUGGCAGUAUUUUGCCAUCAACGGUGAGGAAUGCAUUCAGAAAUAUGACGUUCAGCCAGCGUUCAACAAGGAUAAAAUAGUGCAAAUCUACCGAAACGCUACUUGCAUUACUUCAUUUUCGCGGUUCAAACCUCACGAAAACGCUGAAAUUCACAUCAAUCUUCUAAAAGGACACAAUAGCAUGAACUUAACGUCCACUGAAAUAUUAGACUUUUCUGCGGCCCAACACAUACAACUGAGGAUGCAAAAAAUAAUUUUACCCAAUGACAAGAUGGCGAUGUUGGACAAUUCAUUUAAACGCAAAUUGUUCUAUUCUAUCAAAGAUAUAUUCAUUGGGGGCAGAUGCAUUUGUAAUGGACAUGCAAAAAAAUGCAAGGAAAUGUCAGAAAAUGCUGAGCCGAGCUGCGACUGCCUUCAUAACACGUGUGGCCCAAAUUGUGACAGAUGUUGUCCAAUGUACAACCAGCGCCCAUGGAAAUCAGGUCCGGUGAUAUGUGAAAAAUGUCAAUGUCAUGGUCAUGCUACUGAAUGUCAAUACGAUCCGAUUGUCGAUGAAGAGAAGUCUAGUCUGGACAUCUACGGAACGUAUUCAGGUGGUGGAAUUUGUAUCAACUGUUCAAAACAUACAAUGGGUACAAAUUGCGAAGUGUGUGAGCUUGGGUGGUAUAGACCAAUAGAUGUCCAACCUGACGAUCCUGAACCAUGUUUAUCAUGCGAAUGUCACCCUGACGGGUCCGAUGGCAAUGUGUGUAUUCCCGACAAAGAAACAGGAAUCGCACUAUGUAACUGUUUGAAAGGGUACGGUGGUGCCAAAUGCAAUGAAUGUGCACCUGGUUACAACGGGUUUCCUAACUGUAAACCAUGCGCUUGUGAAGAACGUGGAAUUAAAACAGUGCCUUUGUCCUGUGAAAGCCAAUGCGAUUGCAAGGAACAUGUAACCGGAGACAAUUGUGAUAAAUGUAAGAUGGGCUAUUUUAAUUUAAAAUCCACGAACCCUGACGGCUGUGAGAAAUGUUUUUGCUCUGGUGUGUCAUCGAUAUGCAAGACAGCGACGAAUUUAAAAGCAACUAGGAUCAACGAAACUGAAGGAUGGUUAAUAACUGAUUUAAAAUUAACCAAAACCAUAUUUCCAUCAACGGACCCGAGUACAGGACUCGCGUUAAUAAGCAGCUUUGAUAUACCAGUUGACGUUGACAGCUUUUAUUGGCUAUCUCCUAGUCAAUUUACUGGUAAUAAGUUGUCUGCGUAUGGUUCUAGUUUAUACUUCAGUAUAUCAUGGGUCAUAAUGCGAGGUGAUUCUAGCGGCAGACAAAUGCUUGAUCCAGAUGUCAUCAUUAUUGCCAAGGAAAACAUUCUGAUCGCAUACGGUGGCAAGAACUUGAGAUAUUCGAACAAUAUUUCUGGUAACGUGAAUUUGACUGAAAAUGAUUGGUUUUAUGUGACAAGAGAUUUUAAAAAUCUCGAAACACCUGUUGAUAACACUGAAGUGUCACGUGAUGAAUUUUUAUCGAUCUUGUCUGAUAUUAAACAUAUACUUAUUAAAGCAAAAUACCACACCAAUCAAGUAGAAUCAAAUUUGAUUAGCGCUUAUAUGGAUAUGGGAGAUAUAAACGGAAGUGGACAAAUUAUUGAUGGUAUAGAAAGUUGCACAUGUCCAAUAGGAUAUUCGGGACUAUCAUGUGAAAAUUGUGACUAUGGUUAUGUAAAACAGAUUGAUCCAUUUUCUACAAAUAUAAUUUGUAAAAAAUGCAACUGUCACAACCAUUCACCAGAGUGUGACCAAAUAUCUAGUCAUUGUUCGAUCUGUGAACACAACACAACUGGACCGCAAUGCAACGAAUGUGCCAUUGGUUUCUAUGGGAAUGCAAUUGAGGGCACACCGAAUGAUUGCAAAAAAUGUGCUUGUCCCCUGGAUGAGAGUUCGAACAAUUUCAGUCCUACUUGUAAAUCGAAUAGUGUAGGAGGUUAUAUUUGUACAGAGUGCCCCGAGGGAUACUCUGGCGAUCAUUGCGAAAUAUGUGCUCCAACAUAUUUCGGAAAUCCAUUAGUAAUUGGUUCUACUUGUAAACCAUGUGAUUGUAAUGAAGCCCCUUGUGAUAACCUCACCGGGCAAUGCAUCAAUUGUCUAGGAAACACUAUUGGGUGGAAUUGUAAGGAAUGUAAACCUGGUCAUUUUGGAAAUCCCAUUAUUUCUGACUGCAGACCCUGUGAUUGUAACGCUAUCGGUUCAGUUAUAACUGAUUCGUGUAAUGUAGACACUGGCCAAUGUCAGUGCAAAGAAAAUUUCACCGGUAGAACAUGUGAUCGUUGUAUGGAUGGUUUGGGUAAUAUAACUGCAGAAUGCGUGGAAUGUAACUGUAAUCACAUUGGUUCUAUAUCUGAUUUGUGUGAUCCUAGAUCAGGAUUAUGCCCAUGUAAAAAAGGUGUUUCUGGCAUAAAUUGUGAUACAUGCAGCGAUGGUUUUCAUUUAUUUUCAAAUCAAGGUUGCACUGAAUGUCAAUGUAAUGAAACAGGAAGCAAUAAUAAUAUAUGCGAUCCUAUAACUGGUCAGUGUAAUUGUCGAUCAAACGUGAUUGGAAAUCAAUGUGAUGCUUGCAACGACGGUUUUUGGAAUAUUUCUGAAACAGGAUGUCAAAAAUGUAGCUGUGACAAAAUAGGUGCUAUUAACGAUAUAUGUAAUUCGGAAAGCGGAGAGUGUGCUUGUAAGCUUGGCAUAGGGGGUAAAAACUGCGAUCAAUGUCUUCCAAAUUAUUAUGGAUUUUCUAUAUUAGGCUGUUCAGAAUGUGAAGUAUGUGAAAAACCUGGACACACUUGCGAUAUGGAUACUGGCAGGUGUGUGUGUCCUCAACUAACAGAAGGACCAAAUUGUAGUCUAUGUACAGCCAAUGCUUUUAGAUGGGAAAUCAAUAAAGGAUGUCAAGAAUGUCAUUGUGAUUCAUUUGGGGCUUUCAAUGGGUUAUGCAAUAACGAAACCGGGUCUUGUGUUUGUCGAACUGGCUAUGACGGUCCAAAAUGUGAUAAAUGUUCUUUUGGCUACUAUGGGUAUCCAAGAUGUCGGCCAUGUGCUUGUAACUAUGCUGGAAGUGAACCAAACCAAUGCAACGAAACUUUAUGUGGUUGUGAUGAAUUUGGGCAGUGUGAAUGCAAGAUUAAUGUUUACGGAAAGCGAUGUGAUCAAUGUAAAGAUGGAACCUUUGGACUUCAUCCAAUAAAUUCGGACGGAUGUAUACCUUGUUUCUGUUUUGGGAGAAGCAACUCAUGCACAGCAGCAGGCUUAACAUGGAAUCAAAUCAGAUUAUCACAAACACGUACUUUAUCCAUAAACUAUGAUACAAAUAAUAAUACUCUGUAUAGAGAGGGUGAUUAUCCAGUCAAUACUCAAGAAAUAUGUUAUAUUAAUCUAGCAAAUCCAGAUAGUACAGGAUUAAAACCUAACAAAGACGAACGGAAUCAACUUAAUGUAACUAAUAAUCUCAGGGUUAUACCGGGAACUAUAAGUAAUGUUGAGAUAGGAGUGAAAUAUUUGUUCGAUACUCCUGUUUAUUGGCAACUUCCUAAACGUUUUUGUGGAGAUAAGGUACUAUCAUAUGGUGGUUACAUACGGUUCACCAUAGAUGCCGAAGGAGGAAACACUCUUUUCCCUCAAUCCAUUCUUACUUCAUACCCACUGAUUCAGAUUCAAGGUAACGACCACAUAAUAUUAGAACAUUUCCCAUCAACCAUCAAUGUGGGGACAAGCCAUCAAGUAAGGUUACACGAGUCAUUAUGGCAAGUCAAAAACAAUCCUAGCGCCAAAGUCAGCCGAGAAAUACUUAUGCUUGCACUACAAAAUAUAAAAUAUAUAUUUAUUAGAGCUACUGAUUCAGUUGAUUUCACAACAGCAACUUUAAAAGAUGUAACUUUAGACACUGCUACAAUGUCUCAAAAAAAAACUAACCACUUAACUGCUUCUCAAAUUGUUGAAGUAUGCGAUUGUCCACCAGAAUAUAAUUCUUCAUCUUGUCAAGACCCAAGCUUGGGAUACUUUCGUUACUACAACACUUCAGUAAGUGCUACAAUAAUAAUACAGACUGUCGGUGAAGCUCGGCAAUGUGAAUGCAAUGGAAGGUCAUCUAUCUGUAAUGUUGACACCGGAAUUUGCAAAAAUUGCACGCAUAACACUGGAGGUGCUCAUUGUGAUGUAUGCGCGGAAGGAUAUUAUGGAGACCCAUUUACCGAUGGUUGUGAACCAUGUCCCUGUCCAUCAGUUACAAAAAAUUACGCACAAUCUUGUGAAAUCGAUUUUGAUGGGAAACUAAUAUGUCAUUGCAAACAAGGUUAUAAAGGAAGCAUGUGUGAUCAAUGUGAAUAUGGUUGGUUUGGAUAUCCACGGGAAGAAGGCGGAAAAUGUGAACCAUGCCAAUGUAACAAAUUUGGCAUAGUAAGUGAUGAAUGUCAUGAAGAGACAGGUCAAUGUAACUGUAUGCCAAAUAUAACUGGUAGAGAUUGUUCGGUUUGUCAAGAUAAACAUGUUCUGACGAGUAAAGGAUGCACACCUUGUGAAGAUAAAUGCAUUGACACAUUAUUAGAUCACGUGUUUAAACAAAUUAAAUUGUUGAAUGAAACAACUCUUCAUCUUGCUGAAGGAAUGAUAUCUCCACCAUGGUCACAACUAUCUUCUGUUAGAGAAAAUAUAACAUUUUUAAAUAACAUAAUAAACACGUCAAGUCAGGAAAAUCUAAAACUAAUAAGCCUUUCUGAUGAAGUUGACCAAAAUCUUAAAAAGAAAUUUAAGUACGCUUUUGUUAAGGCCAAGAAAUUAUUGAAGUCAUCUCAAACUAAUGAAAAUGAAAUACAACCUCUUCACGAGUUAGCCGAAAACAAGUUAACUAACAGCAUUGCUCUAGAAAGGGAAGUAGAUGAAUUAGUUAACAGUUUGCAGAGCUAUAGCUUUGAAGAUAGGUCUCAUGUAAAUAUAAUAAGUACUAUGAGAGAAGCAAAAAAUUAUCUGAGCAAAAUAAAUAACAUUGAUUUUGGUCCUUCAAUUGAUCCAAAAGCGAUACUCAAAACAUGCUCAGACGCAAUGCAGAAUUUACAGUUAAACACAGGAAGUCAAGCUCAAACCAUUAAUCUUCGACAUAAAUUUGAAACCUUAUUAAAUCAAGUGAAGGAUUUUGAUAAUAUAUUAUUGAAUCUUUCAGAUACUUCAGAAAUAACGGUGCAAUUGAAACAACAGAAUUUUGAAUCGCUAAAUGAUCUUAAUAAGAUGAUAGAAGAUAUAAAUCAUCUUGAUUUAACCUUUAGCACAAUACAAGGAGAUACCAAAGAAUUACUGAAAGAAGCUAGAGAAAAUUAUUUUUCAUCUUUAAAUAAACUCGAGGAAUUGUUAUUAAUCAAACCAAAAUUGGAAAACAUAAAGAAAAAUAUGAAUAAAGGAAAAGACUUUAAUCCUCGAUUUGAUGAUGAUCAACUUUUGGUUAAUUCGGCUGAAAUACAUGCUAAUUAUCUUUUACAGACUGCUCAAAAAUAUGCAGAGCUAUUUAAACCAAUUAGACAUGAUGCAAACAUUGCUCUAGAGGCCAGCAAUGCAUAUUUAAAUAUUGUUGAUUCUCUCCAACUAGCUCGUAAUGCAGUUAUUAAUGCUAGUAUAUUAGCUGAUACAUCGUUCAAAACGGCGUACCCAGGAGUUUAUCAAGAAUCAUUAAUCGAUAAAUCCAAAACAGCUGAAGAGUUAUCCAAACUAACCUAUACAAGUACGACCGAUAUCAAGAAUAUUGUUGAUUCGCUUCAGUCAGAUUUUGACAUACAAGUUGAUGAAAUAGAAACCAUUAAAAAUGACAUGAAACAAAUUGUGAAAAAUGAUAAUUUAAAUUCAAAACAAAUAACAGAACUUGAACAAUCCGAAGGAAUGAACAUGGAACUAAACAAUAAAGAAGACGUUGAUCCGUUAGUAAUUGCUUCGAGUAAUGUUGAGACUAAAAUCAAAAAUAUUCAAGAUAAUAUUGACAAUAAAUUACGCCCAGUUUUGGCUCAAUUGAAUGAAGAAGGAGAACCAAGUCUGACAAUUGCACAGGAUAGGAUUGAUGAAACUGAAGAACAUGGGAAAAAAGCCAUUGAUAUGCUCAGUCGAAUCCUCAAAACUUCUGAAGAUUUUAGUAAGAAAGUAGCUGCUUUUAACCAUUCUAUGAAUGCUAAGCUUGAAGCUCUACGGAAUAAAAUUACAAAAGCUCAUCAAAUCGCUGAUGGUAUUCGAAUAUCGAUAUCUGGUCAAGAAAACGGUACUGACAAUGCGUGUAUUCGUACGUAUCAGCCAAAGUUCUUGGAGCCUAGUACAAGAACUACAAUUGUAUUGUCUUAUGCUAUAAGCUCAAACGAAAGAGACGCUUUGUUAUUUUAUCUCGCUAGUAAAACCACGGGUGAUUUUGUAGCAAUCGAAAUGGUGAAUCGUAAAAUACGUUUUGUUUGGGAUGUGGGUGGUGGGAUUGGUGAGAUUACACAUCCAAUGCAUAUACAGACAGCUAGCGACCUAAACAAUGAUCAACACUGGUAUAGAAUCGAAGCGGAAAGAAUACACAACCUAGGUAAAUUGCUGAUCAGACCACAAGUAGUACCAAAUGGAUCGUCUCUAGCCAUGGGUUCUCCGCACACAAAUAUGUCCAGUGCAGGAAUGGGACGUUUGGAUAUAAAUUCUGAUGAUCAAAUAUGGAUAGGGGGGAUAGACAAAGCACCACUACCAUCGUACUUACACUCUAGACAACAUGGCUUAAUAGGAUGUUUACAUCAAGUUUGGCUUGAUGGUCGGCCCGUGGGGCUUUGGAAUUUUAAAUCACAACCAUCAGGGACUUGCUCCGCCUGUAUUGAAGGUGCAGAAGAUUUGGUGGAUGAUGGUUCCUAUAGAUUUUUUGGGGAUGGCUACGCUGUAUUACACUACGAUACUACGACUACGUACAAUAAGUAUUUAUUCAGUGUUUCUCUGAGUUUCAAAACAUUUGAUGAACGAUCUCUACUCUUUCUUGUCGAAGGUUCCCAGCCGGAUCAAUAUAUAGAAAUACGAAUACACGAUGGUAAAGUAGUAUUCCGAGUUAGUUACUCUGGGUAUUCCCUUCUCGAAAUAUCCUCAACAAGCCGAUACAAUACUGGAAGUUGGACUAAAUUAGAAGCUACUCGAUACUUUGAUAGAAAAAAGAAGUUAGAAAAAGGUGUUUUAAAAGUGGGUGGAGAAUCAAAAGAAGGUGUCCCAUCUCCUCCGCCAAAUCAAAAUGACAUACCAGAUUUAUCUGAAUCGGAAUAUAUGGUUGGUGGCGUUUCUCCUGGCUUCAAAUCUAUAAGUGGUUUACCCAAAUCGUUUUUGGGAUGUAUGUCGGACAUACAAAUUGCUCAACAAGGAUAUAAUCCAAUGAGAGGAAUAUCUUGGGGCGUCCAACCGACUUGUUCAGAUAAACCGUUGACUGUAGUGGGAUUCUAUGGAAAUGGUUAUUUGGAACUUGUAUCACACACGCUCAAAAAGAAAGCAUCAUUUGGAUUCAUGUUUGCUACAUUACAACAAGACGUGUUAUUAAUGUUAUCUACAACCGAGUCAUUAAUUCCUGGAGUAACUAAUACAAGUGAUAACGCUGAAGAAAUAAAUAAUAAUAUCGACCAAGAAAACAAGCAAAAUUACUACUCAGUCAGCUUAAGACGAGGCCAAGUAGACAUUCGAAUAAAUGCAGGACGUGGAGAAGUUAGACUUGCAAGUGAAGGGUUUGAAUUUGGUGAUGGUAAGUAUCACUCCAUUAUGGUGACCAAAAACGGAAAAAAGUUAGAGCUGCGCAUCGAUGACGUUUUGCAUUCGUCCUCGUCAUUGCCUGAAGGGACGAAUAUCGUGAAGGCACCUGGAACAGCUGGAGGUCUAUUUUUAGGAGGAUUGCCAAUAGAAAUAAAUACCACUGGAAAAGCGGUGUCUAGCGUUCCAUUGAUUGGUACGAUCAAAGAUGCUAUUUUCAAUGACCAACUUCUGUUUUUUGAUUCACCAAUCGAGUUCGAACACGCUGCUAUUGGGCAAGUAGGGCCAGUGCCGCAGAAAGACAAUAAUGUUUACAGUGAGAUCGCCUCAAUGACAUCAGCUGAAAAAUCAGUAGGCUGCGUGAAAGAAGGAAGCUUUUCACUCGAACCUGGUGCAGUUAAAUUUGGAGACAAUCCAAAUAGCUAUGUGCAUGUUACAUUUGGUAAACGCCACAAUAUGCAGAAAAACUUUAAAAUGGACUUCAGAUUUAGGAGCUUCUAUCCAAACGGACUGAUAUUUAUGUUGAUUGGAACACGUGGGAAGCAGACAAAUUAUUUAUUAAUGCAUUUGUAUAAUGGGCGUGUGCAGUUAGUAUUGAAGACGCGAAAAAGAGUUGAAAUAUCCACCCAAGCUGUAUUUAACGAUGGAAUAUGGCAUAAAAUUCAAUUAGUAAAAGAGAAUAAGACGUUGAAUUUCGUUAUUGAUUCAAUUCCACAGGAAAAAUUAAAUUUGACCAAAAAAUUAAGUACAGGCAAUACUAUGUACGUGGGUGGUAUUCCAGAAAAAGAUAUUCAACUACCGGAAUCGUUGAAUGUCCAACCAUUCAGAGGAUGCAUGCAAGGCUUUGCAAUAAAUCAUCAAGAAGAAGAGCUGGUAAGCGAAAAAGCAAUACGUCACAAGGUCGGACAAUGUUUUCCACAAGUUGAAAAAGGUUCAUUUUUCCCUGGUGACGCAUAUGCCAUUUAUAAAAACAAAUUUUAUGUGGGUGCAUUGCUGGAGUUGUCGUUAGAGCUGAAAACGACGCAGUCUACUGCGGUUCUUCUGUCUGUGUCGGAACCGGAAGGCUAUCCAGCCCUGUCAUUGGAACUGAACCAAGGUAAAGUAAUUAUCUCCGGUGAUAUGGGCGACCGCAGACCAUUCCGUGUCGAACAGAGUUUCCAAUCAGAAUUUGCUAUUUGUGACAACAAAUGGCAUCAGAUUCAAGCGUUCUACGUUGAAGAUAAACUCACCCUGAAAGUCGAUCAAUUUGAGCAAAAGUAUUGGCUUCUUGACAACGGGCACAUAACCGGAGCGCGUACACACAGUCCUCUGUAUAUUGGUGGAUUACCAGACGCUGCAUCAAGUGGUACCUUAGGAACCAGAGAAAACUUCAAAGGCUGCAUACGAAACCUUGUCAUUGGUGGCGAACGUACCGACUGGACCAACAUGGCGGGUCUUCACAACAUACUGUUGGGUUCUUGUCCAUUGAUCAUCCACUAACACUAUACAUACCUAAUAUUACCUAUUUCCCUAUUUUAUUCAGUUUUCGUUAUAAACGUUUGUGGUCCGAGAACGUACCUAGAUGCGAUAUUUAUAUAAUAUUUAUUAUUACGAGGAAAAACUAUGUAUCCUAUUUUGUACAUUGUACAUAACUAUAGUUUUCCGAGACUGCGCUCCUCCGUACUUUUUUUUUGCACGGCGGAUUUGACUUACAAUUUUUUUUUCUAUUGUAAAUACUCAUACCUACCAUAUUUCAAAUCAAAAGUAUAAUUAAUUUUUAUGAGUAUAAUAUUUAGGUAUAACCUAAAUGAGUUUAGGUAUAUAAAUAUAUAUUUUUUUAUUUUCAUUUUCAUACCAAUAUUACCUAUCAUUCAAUUCCUUUAAUUAUGUAUGUUAUCUUUUUUUCACGUUUCAUAACAUUAUGAUACAUAUAAAAAGUUGUUUAAAGUUUAUAUUUUAAUACAUGAUAUUUUAUAAUUAGAAAAUAUUAGAAAAGGCAAACGUGGUUUAUAAUCUAAUGUUUAUUACGUAUAUAAUGUACAGAAAUUCUUCUACAAGCAUAAUUACCUACAAGUAAUUUAUAUUAAAUCAUUUUUUACUAUUUUUUUUUAUCUUUAUCGUAUGAAAAAUAAAUAGAUCGAUAAUUAUCAAGACGUUUACUUUGUAGAUUUUGGGAAAUUUUUCUUUUUUAUUAUUGUUAAGAUUUUCAUUAAAAUAUUCAACAUUUUAAGUUUUUUUCAUCAGGUUUCUUAUAUUCAUAAUUUUAUAUAUAGAUUUUUUUAGUUUUAUUCAGAAUACAAUUUAAACUUAAAAGAGUAUUGAUGAUGUAUACGCUUACAAAAGUCAUAAUUUAUUGAUUUAAUAAUGUAAUUUAACUUUUUGUAUAAUGAUCAAAAUAUUAAUAUACAAUACAAACAAACAUGACUACUUUUUCAAAAAUAAUUAUAAUCUGUAAAUUCAGAAAUACAACUAUACUUAAAUUAAAUUAUAAUGUCAUUAGAGUAUUUUGUGAGAACAUAUUAUUAUGUUUUAUAAUUUGUAUAAAACACUUAUAAAUAGUUACUGUAUUAAAAAAAAAAAUAAAACAAAAUUUUCUUAAUAAUUUUUUUAGUACAAUCAUGUAUUUAAACUGUAUAUUAUUUACUUCGAACAAAGUAAAAUUUUUGUUUGGAAUGGAUAUCAUAAAUGUUAUAUUAUAAUGACAAUAAAGUAUUAUGAGUAAUAUGUGAUGAUAAUUGCCUUGUGACAAUAAUGAUAUAUUACACUAUUACGACUUAAUUCCAAAGAUUUAAAGUCCGGCAUCUGAUGAAAAGAUAAAGUUCUUGAAUGAUGCCCUUUAAGUCGCACAAAUACCGAAUAAAUGACUAACGUAAAAUCAUAAAUAUCUAUAUUUUCUAAAAAUAAAAUUAUGCACUUCUGCGGUUAGGUUUCAACCGCAGAAGUAUGAUAAUUUUUUUUUUUUUAAAGAAGAGAAAUUAAUUUAUAAUUUGUUUGAGGCUUUUUUAUUUACUGUAAUGUAUUUCUUUAAUUCUCGGCUACUUAAUUUUUAAAUAAACCAAAAAUCACAAUUUUAAGUUCACAAAUCAUACAUAAAAUUCAUAUUUAGUGAAAAAAAAAAAUUGAUCUAUACUUCGAUUUGCGAGAGAACUCAAGUCUCUUGUGCAUCUAAAUGAAUAUAAUCUGUCUGAGGUUAUACAUUUUUCCACCAUGGGAACUUGUACAUGUAUACAAUGCCAAUGCUGUGCAGUCUACCGGCGAUGGCAACGAUUGACAGACAGCGCUCGCACGGGUAAAGUCGUGGGAGUUUUCUUGCUUAAUGAAGUAUAAAACCAAUUAACAAAGUGAGUAGAGUUUUAAAGUUUCAUGAAAUAUUUCAUUUAUGUGAAAAAUAUAAAUAAAAAAAUGUAUUAUUACAUCUAGAAGUUUAUGGUCAUAUACUUACAGCAAGAGACAAUUUUUAAAAGUUGUUUUAUAGUAUACAAUUAUUAACAAAUAAUAGCGCAUAGGAACUCAAUUGAAAAGUGAUAACUAAUAAUAUAAUACAGUUUAUACCUAAUUUACCUAUAAACAUUAAUAAUUUAAUUCGUAAAUCUUGGUUGAUAAGUCAUCCAUUCUCAAUCUUUUCUGUGUGCAAUCAAUAAUAAUUUAUAAUUACUUACCUACAACCAAAUAUGUUUAAAAGAAAAAAAUGUAUACAUAAUGUCAUUGAAAUAUUCAAGAAGAGUGACAUUUUUAUUUUUGAAAUAUUUCCAUUGAAAAACUUCAAUUGUAAUAUUUCAAAUUGAGAACCUUAGUGUCAUGGUCGUAACUAGCAUUAAAUAGUAACAGGGGCUAUAGUCCUAGAAAACAUAAGUGGAAAAUAACAUGUAGAAAACCAUAAAAACAAAGAGUUUCCUUGUCAUUAAAAACAAAAUUAAAAUAUUAAAUUAAGCAUAACAUAUUUUAUUAAUUAAAGUCAGGUCACUGAAUUUAUUUUGGGUCAUAGGUAACCUGAUGCAUGUCUUAAUUUUUCUCAUACACAAAAAACAAAUAUCAAUAUAAUAAUAUUCAACCACCUAUGUUACCUGUACGAUAUCACUAUUAUAUAACUAUAUAAAAAUACGCCAGUACAGGUAAGUACUUAUUUAAAGAUGGAAAAUAUAAUAAUAACGGUGUGUUCAGGAUAAGGAUCUGAAGCUUGAAGCUAAUAAGCUACACACAUUACACAUAAACACAUUGUCUAAUGUAACAUAUUAUUAGAAAAUUAGUAUCAACACAUGUACACGAUAGGUCAAUCAUAUAAAUACUUUGUAUAAAAACUAUAAAAUGAUGAAUAGUAAUAAUAAGUACCUUCGUAUUCUAAAUUCCAUUUUUAGACUUAUGUAAACCAAUACCUAAUAAUUUAUAUUAUAUACAAUUUAGAACAAUUUACGAUAUUCUACUUGCUACAUCCAACACUCACAAUAUAUUUAUCUCCUCGAUAUAUUUAUGAAAGGAUAAGGUGACUGACUGACAGAUAAAUCUAUUAACUUACAGCCAUAACCAUAGGACAGAAUUGGUUGACAUUUGGCAUUCUGAUACCUACUAUGACAUAGGCUUCCGCUAAGAAAAGAUUUUUUGGAAAUUCUACUACACAAAGGGAAUAUAAGGGUUUGUAAGAAAACAACAGUGACUCAAUCUACCUAGCAAAAUAAUAUUUAAAUAUCCAAUGUUAGAGCAAAAUUACGGAUCUAGAAUAUUAUGUCGUGGCCAUCAUACCGAGGUUGUUUUGGCACAAAACUGUUUUAACAUACAUAAUAAAA
Messenger RNA from Metopolophium dirhodum (rose-grain aphid), 13373 nucleotides. It is a transcript of the gene wb, whose product is annotated as laminin subunit alpha lam-3. The transcript has 50 exons. Lineage: Eukaryota; Metazoa; Arthropoda; Insecta; Hemiptera; Aphididae. The coding region runs from base 355 to 10092 and encodes 3245 amino acids. Gene Ontology annotation, cellular component: basement membrane. Gene Ontology annotation, biological process: axon guidance. The record is from RefSeq and is a predicted model, not a curated record.